CUCUCGUCCCCUCAACCCGCUUACUCUCCACCUUUAAAAACAAAGCACAAAAACCUACUUCAUUGUAGGAAUUGCUGCUUGUGUUUCAAUGGCGGCUACCCUUCCAUCCCUGGCCAUUCCAGGUCAGCGAUUGGGUUCGACUACCUCGUAUGCCGCAGGUCCAGGCACACAUGUGUAUGAUGCAGUCAUCUACGCAUCCAUUGCUGGCCCCGUCAUAGUUGACCAGGCCCAGGCAAAGUCUAAAGCAAAGUCUCUGCUUACCGUCUCGCGGUCAAUCAACAGACAGACAGGAGCAACCCCGAGCGGAGCAGCUACCGUGAAGCCAACCGUCUCCACAACCGCUCCGAAGCCAGCUACUACAAAGCCCAAAUUGAAGUACAACACGCUCCCAGCAGUGGACUCAGUUGUUCUGGCCCGUGUGACACGCGUUCAGAAACGCCAAGUCACCGUGUCCAUCCUCGUCGUGUUGGACGAACUCUCCAGCUCACAGGUUUCAGAUCCGUCGAAGACGACAUCUGACAAUGACAACAUCGAGUCAAUUCUUUCGUCGGCUGCGAACCCGGAGAACCACAGUUCCUCUGACGAGUUGCGGUUUCAGGCUUUGAUUCGGAAAGAGGAUGUGCGUGCUGUCGAGAAGGAUCGUGUCAUUAUGGACGAGAUGUUCCGUGUUGGGGAUAUUGUGCGAGGCACUAUUAUCUCGCUGGGUGAUCAGAGUUUCUACUAUAUCACUACUGCACGGAACGACCUUGGUGUUGUUAUGGCGCGCAGUGAAGCUGGGAAUAUGAUGUUUCCUGUUAGCUGGAAGGAGAUGAGAGAUCCUGUUACUGGUCUUGGGGAGUUGAGGAAGGUCGCGCGUCCAUUCUGAUUGUACCGUCGCUCUAUACGAUGAUUCCGGAAAAACCUAAACGGCAUCAGGCAUGGAUGAUGUCUUCCCGUGCUGUCGCAAGUCUUCGGGACUAAAUGGUCUACGACAAGGGCCCAUCGGCCACGAUCGAAAGAAAGCGAUACAUAUCUUAUGCGCGUCUUCCAU
Molecule: messenger RNA, 1030 nt
Organism: Aspergillus ruber CBS 135680
Lineage: Eukaryota; Fungi; Ascomycota; Eurotiomycetes; Eurotiales; Aspergillaceae
Product: exosome non-catalytic core subunit CSL4
Exons: 1
Coding region: 89-865 (258 amino acids)
Biological process (GO): RNA processing
Cellular component (GO): nuclear exosome (RNase complex); cytoplasm
Molecular function (GO): RNA binding
Source: RefSeq, a predicted model, not a curated record